Messenger RNA from Diospyros lotus (date-plum), 1106 nucleotides. RefSeq names its product LOB domain-containing protein 1-like. Lineage: Eukaryota; Viridiplantae; Streptophyta; Magnoliopsida; Ericales; Ebenaceae. The record is from RefSeq and is a predicted model, not a curated record. The coding region runs from base 168 to 806 and encodes 212 amino acids. The transcript is spliced from 2 exons.
GCUAGCCAAACAGACCCCAAUGAAAACGGCGUCCACUCCCCAUCUCUUCCAUUUCCAGCCCAGCUUCCCCCUUCUCCUAUAAAUUCCAACCGCGCUUGCAUUCAGCUUCCCACACUUCUUCAAAAUCCCUUUCUUCAUCACUUUCCGGCGCAAAAUUAACCAGAGGGAUGGAGGGCAGCGACACCACAGCAACCACCAUCGGCCCGUCGUCGCCGAUCUCUCGCUCGCCUUCUUCCUCUUCUUCUCCCCCGCCGCCGCCGCCGCCGCUUCCUCCUCAACUCGUUGUCAGUCCUUGCGCCGCCUGCAAGAUCCUGCGGCGGAGAUGCGCCGAGAAAUGUGUUCUCGCGCCCUACUUUCCUCCCACCGAUCCUCUCAAGUUCACCACCGCGCAUCGCGUGUUUGGAGCCAGCAACAUUAUCAAGUUCUUGCAGGAGCUGCCAGAGGGUCAAAGGGCAGAUGCAGUGAGCAGCAUGGUGUAUGAGGCGAAUGCCAGGCUGAGAGAUCCCGUGUACGGAUGUGCAGGAGCCAUCUGCCAGCUGCAGAAGCAGAUCACAGAGCUGCAAGCGCAGCUAGCAAAGGCUCAAGCAGAGCUAGUGAACAUGCAGUGCCAGCAGGCCAACCUGGUGGCCGUCAUUUGCAUGGAAAUGGCACAAUCUCCAGUGCUACUCUCAUCAUCUCCCGAUCAUCAGCAGCAAUCUUUUGACAGCUUCAUGAGCAGCAGCUCUCAGAGUCAGAGUUUCCAGACCAAUCUGGGCUUCCUAGAUGACAACAAUCUUGGCUCAGUCUGGGAGCCUCUUUGGACAUGAUGAUCAUUGCAUUGGAAAUUAUUAAUUAUAAGGCAAUAUAUGAGAAUAUUAUGGCCAAAUGGUGUUCUCCUAACUCCAAGCUCUAAUUGCAACAGUAAUGGGAAGGGGAUGCUAAAGAUAUAUAUAUAUAUAUAUAUAAGAAUAAAGUAAGUUGAGAUUAAUGUUGUAUUUUUACUAGGAACAUAUAUAAUGCAGUUAACAAUUAAUUAUUAAUAUUGUAUGGAAAUUCUGAAGUCUUUGUUGCAAAGUCCAAUCUCAUGCCCAUUAUUGAAUCUAAUACAACUUUCAGGUUACCUAAUA